Linum trigynum is the source of this 3301-nucleotide messenger RNA. NCBI's taxonomy places the organism in Eukaryota, Viridiplantae, Streptophyta, Magnoliopsida, Malpighiales, Linaceae. The record is from the annotation of a GenBank genome assembly.
UAGCAUGUGUUGUAGUUGUGCUUAGACUCUUGGAAUUGAAGUUCACGUAGUCGUAGUGGGAUUGUCUUUAUUCUCAAAUUUUCAAUUCCGUUGACGACCUACCACACCAAACCCUUUCGGCUUCUCUUUAUGUGGGUUGGUAAACAGUUAGUCUGUUAAAACUUGUAGUGAAGCGAUAACCGCAGUUAGUGGUUAACAGAUAAUCAAUAUUUACUUAAUAUGUAGCUCGAUUAUCGGUUGGCUUAUUUUACUUAGUGGCUAAUCACUAAUCGAUUAUAAACCAACAUUCAUAAUUCUUAAUUUUUCAAUUCUCAACAAUGACAAACAACUUCUACCUAAAGUCUCAAAUGUUUCGAAGAAGCAUAACCCAAAAGUCACCUUCUCUAUCCAGCUCCUGUUUGCACUCGAUGAAGCAAACCUCACUCUUUAGUAUUUUUUUCUCAUUUUGUGAAUAAUGAUGAUAUUUAGUGCUUGUGUUGAUAUCUAUAUAGUUGGUACUAGCCAAUUGGAUAGGACUUUCUUUAUUUUUUACUUAGAAUUUGGAUUUGGAUAUGAGUUCAUGAGGGAUGAUAUAUUCUAUUUAUAUAAUUUUUUGUAAUUAUUAUUUUAUGUUAACAAUUUAGGAUUAUAGUGAAUUAUUUGAAUAAUUUUGUGUGGUUAUAUUUUAUUAUUAAAAGGAAACCAAAAAACAAAAUUAAGAACAACAAAAGAAAAUGACAUAUGUGGAGGUUAUUAUUAGUAAGUGGUUAACUGCCAAACUAAUCGAUAAUCGAUAAUUAGUAUCAGUUCGGUUAUCGAUAAAUAUUUUUUACUUAUUGGUUAACCACUAACCAAUAAAUCAAUUAUUGAUUCACAAAAAUUGAACCGAUUAUCACCCUAUUAGUAUGUAAGAUUAAGGUUGUCUUAACUCUUAACGGUACACUCGUUGUUGCUUUUUUAAGUCUCCUCCAAUGUAGUCAAAAGCGUGAUUCAACUUAGAAGUAUUUUUGUGAUAUGAAAGUUUAACAGAAUAAGUUUCUAAUCUUUAAAGUACAAAUUCGCUACAUUAAUAAGAAAAACAACGUGAUUCUUUGUAUAAAUAUUUUGAUAAUCUAUAAGUGUAAUCUUUUAACCUUUAAAAUGUGGUUUUGACCACACUCUCCCAUCAAGUCAUCUUGAUGGACCAAAAAUUAAGGAAGGUCUUUCAAAAUUUAAUGAAAUUUGGAUUAAUGUUAUCGGUAGUUGAUAUAAUUUUAAUAGACAAGUCUCUAUAUAAAUAUCUCUAUGCGCGUAGCUGAUUAUUUAUUUGUAAUCUCAAUCCACUAGUUUUCGACAAUUUAUUUUAAAGAUAAUCAUAUAUAUUGAUUUGAACAAUAGAUUAUUAUAUUUUGGAAUUUAACCAGAUUAGAAAUCAAACAAGCGACACGUAAUCGGGAUAAUGAAAGAGUCUUUCUAGCCAUCAAAUGGGUUACUCUAUUACUACUCCGACCUACAAAUCGCACAUUAAGUCCAGUGUAAAUAGUCAAAUAGCGGAUGACUUCCUCAAGGAUAAGCCCUAUCCGAUUAUCACGGGUAUCUGCCUGAUUAACUUUAUCGAUGACCACUUUGGCAUCCCCUUCCAGCCUUGUCUCCGCAAACCCAUUCUCCAUACAUCAGUGGAUAGAUUCAUGGAGAAUGAGGAGCUCGACUACCAUAGGGUCAUCAAUAUCAACAAACUGCACCCCUUUUGCCACAAGGAUCAUCCCUUCUUGGUUCUGGAUAAUCAUUCCCCCCGUAGAGUGGACACAUACUUAGUUGCCUCAUCUCACAUGCAGAUAACUGAAUUAGGGUUCCCACUACCAAAGUACCUCGUUUGUGGUAUGAAUGACUGCACAACACAAUUAACUGGCAAACUAAUCCACUCAUGAUACUGCUGGUGAAAUUGUUGCAUCAAAGAUGGGAUCCCAAAUUGUUUGCCCUCAAAGACUACCCAAUUUUGUGAUCUCCAAAUCCUCCAAAAGACUGCGACAACUGCCAUAAACAUCUGAGGUUGAUGUAUAAGGACUAUCAAUUUUUUAAAGAAGAACGAAAAAGUAUGGCGAGGCAAACCUUGGCCAAGAUAUUCGAGACCCGAAUGAUCCCAAAGAGCCCUUGGCACUAGGCAAUCAAGAAACAAAUGUUCCAUUGUUUUCGAUGCCACCCAAAACACCGGACACCUGGGAAGCACCAAGUCUUCUGAUAGCGUCGUAUUUGCACAUGUUUGCACCUUUAUUUCUUGACCGUUUUAGCUCGAAUUUGUGGUUCCUUGGCCUAUUUUACGCUAGGUUGUGCUAUUUUGUCACAUUUCAGGUCUUAGCAGGUAAAGGAAGACUUAGGCUCAAGUUUCGGAUUGUUUGGAGAUCAUUUGGUGGUUCUGGAGACAAAUUACCGUCGUCCCCUGCACCAAAUACGGCUAUAAUUCACAAAUUACUGUCAGUAUUUUUAUGCUGAGCAUGAUGAAGGCUCGGGUGAGAAUUACGGUCAAGUUUCCCAAAAAUACGACCUUAUUUCUCCAGCGUCCAACUCGUAUUUUUAUGACCGAGGCUAGCCCUUGAAGAAUGCUGAAGGAAAGCAAAUUACGGGCAGACGAAGACAAAACACGAACGUAAUUUGGAAAAUACUACCAGUAAUUUUCAAAAUACUGCCAGUCAUUUUCAAAAUACUGCCAGUAUUUUUCUAACCGCGACCAUGGUUCUCUCCAUCUCAACUUAACCAAAACGCGCGUUUUGGGCAAAAUACGGGCAGUGGAGAAAUACGACCAUAUUCUUGCCCGUAUUUUGCCCAGAAUUGGAAAGAGGCAAUUUUGAGGCCAAAGAUUGCGUCCCCAGAAGUGUAGAUUGACAUUCCAGAGUAGAUUAUUCCCAUCCUUACGAGUAUGACUGCUUUGAUUUCUGUUUUUCUCUCUCACUCUCUAUGAAGUAGACCUUUCUCUCACUUGGGUAUGAAGAACCCUAGUUCCAUGUGCUAAGGAUCUUGAUUGUAAUGACUUUUGGGAUGAUAUACUGAUUGAUUUUAAUCGAUUGAAGUGUGUUUAUUGAGUCAAUUGAAUCCUGAUCAACUUCUUUUGAUUUCUGCUUCAACCUGUGAUAGAUAGAAUCUAAAUAAGUUGUUAGAGCUUCUUCAAUCGAUAGGAGUGAAUUGAUUGUACGAGAGUCGGUCAAUUCACUGCUUUGUACUGGAAUCUAUUUCCAGUAGUGGAUUUUUGUGUGAAUUGCCUUAGUAGUCUAUUCCGGAGAAGGCUAGUUGCCUGCCGCGUAUUCUGUCUAAGAGGGCUUGGUCCGCUUAAUAGAUUCCAAGCUAUUUU